Messenger RNA from Metarhizium album ARSEF 1941, 1647 nucleotides. RefSeq names its product Major facilitator superfamily domain, general substrate transporter. Gene Ontology annotation, biological process: transmembrane transport; basic amino acid transport. Gene Ontology annotation, molecular function: basic amino acid transmembrane transporter activity. Lineage: Eukaryota; Fungi; Ascomycota; Sordariomycetes; Hypocreales; Clavicipitaceae. The coding region runs from base 1 to 1647 and encodes 548 amino acids. The transcript has 2 exons. The record is from RefSeq and is a predicted model, not a curated record. Gene Ontology annotation, cellular component: fungal-type vacuole membrane.
AUGCCAAACGAAAGCAGGAUGAUGGAGAGCCGCACGGCCGAGACCACACCGUUGCUAGGCGCUCCAGCCGCGAAUAGUGUCUUCAAGAACUGCAGUCAUCGUGGCCGCGGACAGGAGGAUGGGGUCCCCGUGCCCGACAUCCCGUUCCCAAGGCUGGCCCUCGUCAUGACCACGGCUUGGAUCGGCGUCUUCCUCGGUGCCAUGGACGAGACCAUCAUGGCCACCCUGGCGGGCCCAAUCGCAAGUGACUUCCAGUCGUUGCAUCUCCUGCCCUGGCUUGCCACUGCAUACCUCCUUUCCAGCGCUGCCUGUCUUCCCGUCACGGGCCGCCUCACCGACAUCUUUGGCCGCGGUCCCGGCUUGGUCUUGAGCAACGUCCUCUUUGGUGCCGGGAAUCUCAUCUGCGGCCUGUCCACGGAUCCGCAUGUCGUCCUCGUCGGCCGCCUCGUAGCUGGUGCCGGCAGCGCCGGCCAAAGGAGCAUCGCCAACUUUCUGGGCUCUGACCUGAUCCCGCUGCGCACCCGAGGCAUCGUCCAGGCUGUUUCGAACGUGUUUUACGGCGCCGGAGCCAUGAUCGGGGGCGUCUUUGGCGGCGUCUUGAACGACCACACCGUCCUCGGCUGGAGGCUGGCUUUCCUCAUCCAGGUGCCGCCGGCCUUGGUCUUGGCCGUCGCCGUCCUGGUGCUCGUCAAAGUGCCCCCCCAGCAGUCACAGCAGUCGUACAUCUCGCGCAUCGACUUCCCCGGCGUCUUCACGGCCUCUUCAUUCAUCGUGCUGCUGCUCCUGGGCCUCAACUCGGGCGGGAACAUGGUGCCUUGGACGCACCCCUUGCCCCUCGCAGCGAUCCCCCUUUCGCUGGUGUCAUUGACGAGUUUUGUGUGGUGGGAGCAAAGGGCCAAGCACCCCAUCAUCCCCGUCAAGCUCUUGCUCGAUCGGACCAUCGUCUCGGCGUGCCUGACCAACUUCUUCUGCGAGCUGGUCCUCAUGGCCGCGCUCUUCUACGUGCCCCUCUACCUCCAGGUGCUCGGCGAGUCGACGACCACGGCCGGCCUCAGGAUCCUGUCUUCCCCCGUCGGCGAGUGCCUGGGCGCCCUGGGUGCGGGCUACAUCAUGAAGCAGACGGGUCAGUACAUCCGGCUGGGCGUCCCCGGCCUGUCCGCCCUGACCCUCGGCACCGUCAUGUUCGUGCUCCAAGGCGAGCGCAGCCCAGCCUGGCUGACGAGCCUGGCCUUCUUCCUCGUGGGAGCCGGCUACGGCGCCGUGUUGACGACGACGCAGAUUGCGUCCAUCGCUGCCGUCGACCACUCGCAGCAGGCGGUGAUAACGUCGGCCAUUUACUUCAUCCGCAGCAUAGGCGCCACGAUUGGGAUAAGCGUAGCGUCCCUCGUGUACCAGAACGUCUCUGCGCGACGGCUGUGGGCGAGAUUCGGCGACAGGCAGGAUGCUGCGGACAUGAUCGAUCGUGUUCGGGAUAGCUUGGACGAGCUGAGACGCCUGCCGGACGCGUGGCACGACGGCGUCAUGGCGGCAUUCAUGGAGGCCUUUCGCGGCGUGUGGCUGAUGCUGCUCUGCUGUGCGGUGCUCGGGCUCGUCAGCGUCUCGCUGCUGAGGCAGCAUCGACUUUACACCACGCUGAACAGGUGCUGA